Messenger RNA from Lutra lutra (Eurasian river otter), 5114 nucleotides. It is a transcript of the gene NAA15, whose product is annotated as N-alpha-acetyltransferase 15, NatA auxiliary subunit. NCBI's taxonomy places the organism in Eukaryota, Metazoa, Chordata, Mammalia, Carnivora, Mustelidae. Gene Ontology annotation, cellular component: cytoplasm; NatA complex. The coding region runs from base 292 to 2892 and encodes 866 amino acids. The record is from RefSeq and is a predicted model, not a curated record. Gene Ontology annotation, biological process: N-terminal peptidyl-methionine acetylation. The transcript has 20 exons. Gene Ontology annotation, molecular function: protein binding; protein-N-terminal amino-acid acetyltransferase activity.
CCGCCAUUUUGGCUGCCUCUGUCGGUCUGUUCAGUUACCACGUGAACCGCCGACGGAGACCCGUGGGGGGGGGGAGGCGGCGGCAGCGUUAAGUGAGAAAGGAAAAAAGACAACGAGGGGAAGGGGGGUGUCGGGGUUGGGUGACGCGGUGACACUCGAGGCCUGGUGGUGGCGGUGGAUCGGGGCAAUCAAGGCUGAAGCGGCCAGGGGACGACGACGGCGGCGGCGGCGGUCGGACAAACAGACUGACCGAGCCGGGCGGUGGCGGGACCAGCGGGAGGAGCCGGAACGAUGCCGGCCGUGAGCCUCCCGCCCAAGGAGAACGCUCUUUUCAAGCGGAUCUUGAGAUGUUAUGAACAUAAACAGUAUCGAAAUGGGUUGAAAUUCUGUAAACAAAUCCUUUCUAAUCCCAAAUUUGCAGAGCAUGGAGAAACCCUGGCUAUGAAAGGAUUAACAUUGAACUGUUUGGGGAAAAAGGAAGAAGCGUACGAAUUGGUUCGUAGAGGUUUGAGAAAUGACUUGAAGAGUCAUGUGUGUUGGCAUGUUUAUGGCCUUCUCCAGAGGUCAGACAAGAAAUAUGAUGAAGCCAUUAAAUGUUAUAGGAAUGCAUUAAAAUGGGAUAAAGACAAUCUUCAAAUCUUAAGGGACCUUUCUUUACUACAGAUUCAAAUGAGAGAUCUUGAGGGUUACAGGGAAACGAGGUAUCAAUUACUUCAGCUUCGCCCUGCACAGAGAGCAUCAUGGAUUGGUUAUGCUAUUGCUUACCAUUUAUUAGAAGAUUAUGAAAUGGCAGCAAAGAUUUUAGAAGAAUUUAGGAAAACACAACAGACAUCCCCUGAUAAAGUGGAUUAUGAAUAUAGUGAACUCCUUUUAUAUCAGAACCAAGUUCUUCGGGAAGCAGGUCUCUAUAGAGAAGCCCUGGAACAUCUUUGUACCUAUGAAAAGCAAAUUUGUGAUAAACUUGCUGUAGAAGAAACCAAAGGGGAACUUCUGUUGCAGUUAGGUCGUUUGGAAGAUGCAGCCGAUGUUUAUAGAGGAUUACAAGAGAGAAAUCCUGAAAACUGGGCCUAUUACAAAGGUCUGGAAAAGGCACUCAAACCAGCUAAUAUGUUAGAACGACUAAAAAUUUAUGAGGAAGCCUGGACUAAAUAUCCCAGGGGACUGGUGCCAAGAAGACUACCAUUGAACUUUUUAUCUGGUGAGAAGUUUAAAGAAUGUUUGGAUAAGUUUCUAAGGAUGAAUUUCAGCAAAGGUUGUCCACCAGUCUUCAAUACUUUGAGGUCAUUAUACAAAGAUAAAGAAAAGGUGGCAAUCAUAGAAGAAUUAGUAGUAGGUUAUGAAACCUCUUUAAAAAGCUGCCGGUUGUUUAACCCUAAUGAUGAUGGAAAAGAGGAACCACCAACCACAUUACUUUGGGUCCAGUACUACUUGGCACAACAUUAUGACAAAAUUGGUCAGCCAUCGAUUGCUCUGGAAUACAUAAAUACUGCUAUUGAAAGUACACCUACAUUGAUAGAACUCUUUCUUGUGAAAGCUAAAAUCUAUAAGCAUGCUGGAAAUAUUAGAGAAGCUGCGAGGUGGAUGGAUGAGGCCCAGGCCUUGGACACAGCAGACAGAUUUAUCAAUUCUAAGUGUGCAAAGUACAUGCUAAAAGCCAAUCUGAUAAAAGAGGCUGAAGAAAUGUGCUCAAAGUUUACAAGGGAAGGAACAUCAGCAGUAGAGAAUUUGAAUGAAAUGCAGUGCAUGUGGUUCCAGACAGAAUGUGCCCAGGCUUAUAAGGCAAUGAAUAAAUUUGGUGAAGCACUUAAGAAGUGUCAUGAGAUUGAGAGACAUUUUAUAGAAAUCACUGACGACCAGUUUGACUUUCAUACAUACUGUAUGAGGAAGAUUACCCUUAGAUCAUACGUGGACUUACUAAAACUAGAAGAUGUACUUCGACAACAUCCAUUUUACUUUAAAGCAGCAAGAAUUGCUAUAGAGAUUUAUUUGAAGCUUCAUGACAACCCCCUUACAGAUGAGAAUAAAGAACAUGAAGCUGAUACAGCAAACAUGUCUGACAAAGAGCUAAAGAAGCUACGGAAUAAACAAAGAAGAGCUCAAAAGAAAGCCCAGAUAGAAGAAGAGAAAAAAAAUGCAGAAAAAGAAAAGCAGCAGAGAAAUCAGAAAAAGAAAAAGGAUGAUGAUGAUGAGGAAAUUGGAGGUCCAAAAGAAGAGCUUAUCCCUGAGAAACUAGCCAAGGUUGAAACUCCAUUGGAAGAAGCUAUUAAAUUUUUAACACCGUUGAAGAACUUGGUGAAGAACAAGAUAGAAACGCAUCUUUUUGCCUUUGAGAUUUACUUUAGGAAAGAAAAGUUUCUUUUGAUGCUACAAUCAGUAAAGAGGGCAUUUGCUAUUGAUUCUAGUCAUCCCUGGCUUCAUGAGUGUAUGAUUCGACUCUUUAGUGCUGCAGUGUGUGAAAGUAAAGAUUUACCUGAUACAGUUAGAACAGUAUUAAAACAAGAAAUGAAUCGUCUUUUUGGAGCAACGAAUCCAAAGAAUUUUAAUGAAACUUUUCUGAAAAGGAAUUCUGAUUCAUUGCCACACAGAUUAUCAGCUGCCAAAAUGGUAUAUUAUUUAGAUCCUUCUAGUCAGAAACGAGCUGUAGAGUUGGCAACAACGCUUGAUGAAUCCCUCACUAACAGAAACCUCCAGACUUGUAUGGAGGUAUUAGAAGCCUUGUGUGAUGGUAGCCUAGGAGACUGUAAAGAAGCUGCUGAAGUUUAUAGAGCAAAUUGUCAUAAGCUUUUCCCCUAUGCUUUGGCUUUCAUGCCUCCUGGAUAUGAAGAGGAUAUGAAGAUCACAGUUAAUGGAGAUAGUUCUGCAGAAACUGAAGAACUGGCCAAUGAAAUUUGAACAUCAUUAAACAAGCAAUUGGAAUGACUUUGGACCAUAUCUAGUGUAUAAUAUUUUUGUCACGCACCUGCUGCAUUGCUCUAACUUACACAGAAUGAGAAGAGUAAAUGUUCUUGCCUUCAAAUAGUGUUUUACGUUUUUUUAUCCUGCUGAAAAAGUAUAUAUAAAAUAUCUAACAUAUUACAGGAUAUAGGUUCAGUUUCUUAAAAAAUUAAAAGCUGCUAAAAUUGAGGGAUUAAAAGAAGAUACCUUAUUCUAUUCCUACCUACCCACCCAUGUUUUUUAACUAAUUUAUAUAAAAUCUGGAGGCUGUUACAGCUAACAAAGCAGGUGUGUGGCAGAAAUAUUACUUUAAAAUUUGUCUUGUGAGAUUUUACUAUAUCUCAGACAGCAAAAACGCUGUUUUAGCACUGGAUUCUUUCACUGAGCACAAAGAGUUGUUGGGGCUUUAGCAUCUGACUGAUUUUGUUACGGGGUUGAUUCUGACCAUAGGAAGUAUGCAAUGUGAAUCACUAUUUACAGAGAAACCUACAACAGAUGCUUGAUGUUGUAGAAGCUGGGACAUAUAGAUACCAAGCAGAACUAUAAGAAACCUAGAGGGUGUUCAAUACGCUUGUUGUGUUUCCAAAAUUCACUGUACAUGAUCAGUUUGGUGUUCUUGUACCACAGUUUUUAACUGAAGGAACCAGUUGGAACAAUCUCAAUUUUAACUAAAACUUGAAGAACUAAAAUAGCAAUGCAAACCUUUCAGCAUUGUUUUGGCCAAACUUGUUAAAACUGUAAUGCAAGAACCAAAUGCACUGUGAUGUGGCACCAACUAAUUAGCACGCAUGAAUUUUUUCACCCAAGAGUGAAAAAAGAAAAUCUACCGUGGCUUGAAGUUAAAGAGCAGAACUCCUGACUACCAUUCUAUGACUGAUCAAGAGACUAAUAGUUUAAAACCUCAGCAGGCCUUGUUCACGAUAUGCAGAAAAAAAGUGCUGCAGUUUAGAUACCUCUGGAAUUUUUCCACAGUGUCACAGGUUUGUAAUACUUGAAGCCCUACAUUUCUAAGAAUAUAUUUCUUGCUCAGUCGUUUCAGGCAAGCCCAAGACUUUGUAAUUUUUAAAGGGCCCAAGAUUUUUUUUUCAAUAACAGACCAGCUUCUUUUUCCUGCAGUUACAGAUGUAAUUUCCUUUUUGUUGUCAAACAUAAGGUACCAAAUAUGAUGCAAUAAAUUGUUUUGAAAAACAGUUGUGUGAAUAUUUCAACUAAUCUGUGUUGGGCUUCUGUGAAAAUACACAGGUGGAAACAGAGGUGCAAGCCAGAGGCAAUGUAACUUGCUGUACAACUAGUGCUGAUGGGAGCGUUUAGGAUGGGCCAAGUGCCGAUGUCAGGGGAACUCCGUAAUGCGGGUGUAGUGCCUCUCCUGCAUUAAGAUUUCAUCGAGGGCUAGGAUGGUGGCAGGUACUAUGAAUGUAAUUCCUAACUCAUCAUUUGAGAGGAAAACUGAAUACUGCGAUUUUGAUGGAGAAAACGAGCCUUAAAAUGUUAAACCUAUAUACUGAGAUCCGGCCUCAGGCUCAAUAUUCUCAUUGCGUUUGCAAGAUCCGAGCAAAUUAAGUGACUCAAUUGUAUAUAUAAUUGACCUUUUUGUGGUACUUUAAGUUUAUAAGACGUAUAUUCUAAAGGGAAUUUUCAGGAGACCUUCUGCUCCUACUGACUGAACAGUUGUGCUAAACUCAACCUUUCAUAGUACGUGACCUGCAUUCCGCGUCCCAGUCUGACGAAUUAGUGAUGUAAAGAGAAGUACAAACUGAACUCCAGUGCUUUGUUAUGUUUUUUUAACUGGCCCUGUCUCAGGAACAUCUUAACAGAUGGCAAAAAACAAACAAACUUUUUUUCAACUUCUCCUAUGAGUGGCAACUGAAGUUCUUAUUGUUGGGAAAGAACACUAGUGCUACCUCUGCCACUACUGAGGUGUUGGGAGGAGGCACCAGCCAUAUAAUAGGGGUAUAUGUGUGAAUUAUGUUCAAACUCUACUGUAUAUUGAAAUGAAAUUCAUAUAUUUGUCUUGAUAAUGUUCAAAUGAUGUAGAUUGUCUUAGAAUGAAAAUUCAUAAAUACUCAGAACUCUUGAUGCAGAUGCCACCCGUGAGGAGCUAAAUUCCUAACAUGUAUAUUGUACUCCAACCCAAUUUUACUGGAACUAUUGAAUAAAUAUUUUAUUUUCUUUCAGGUUUA